AUGGAACAACCACAAGGAUUUCAAGAUUCUCUCCAUCCAACAUAUGUCUGCAAACUCAACAAAGCCCUCUAUGGUCUCAAACAAUCUCCCCGCGAAUGGUACGCCACUCUUUCUACUCAUCUUCAAAAUUUCGGUUUUCUUAUAAGCUCCGCCGAUCCCUCUCUCCUAACCUACAAAUCUAACUCAAUUCGUCUUUAUAUUCUUAUCUAUGUUGACGAUAUUCUACUCACCGGCAACUCUCCAACCGAAAUUGAACGUCUACUAUCGAGCCUCCACGAUCACUUUCAAAUGCGCAAUCUAGGCUCGCUCGCACACUUCUUGGGAAUCCAGACCGUAAAUACUAAUUACGGACUACUACUUCAUCAACAACAAUACGCUAAACGGAUCCUCGACAGAGCUGGUAUGCAAAAUGCAAAGCCAGUCGCUAAUCCGAUGUCCGGGACAACUUCCAGCUCAACCGCCACCUCAAGCAAGUUCGACAAUCCGCAUUUGUACUGCCAACUAAUCGGCUCGCUUCAGUACCUUACAUUAACAAGACCGGACAUACAAUAUGCCGUUCAUCAACUUAGCCAAUCCAUGCACAAGCCGCUGACCAGCAACUUCAUCGCUCUAACACAUCUACUCCGGUAUAUUCAAGGUACAACUGAUCAUGGCCUACCUCAUUAUUGUGAUGAGCUAACCUUACAGGGAUUCUCGGAUGCUGACUGGGUGAACAACAUUCAAGACCGGAAAUCCAUUUCCGGGUACUGCAACUUCCUCGGCAAAUCUCUAAUCUCCUGGCGUGUCAAGAAACAAGCAACGGUGGCACGCUCGUCCACUGAAGCCGAGUACAGAGCAUUGGCAGCGGAGGCAUCCGAAGUAAUGUGGCUCAGACAACUUCUGGAGGAACUUCACAUUCCUCAAACGGCUCCAACAACAAUCUAUUGCGACAACACCUCAGCCAUUGCACUCUCCAACAAUCCGGUCUACCAUGCCCGCACCAAACACAUCGACGUUGAUUGCCACUUCAUCCGUGACAACAUCCGAUCCAAACAUAUCACCGUACAUCACAUCUCGACCAACGACCAACUAGCCGAUAUUUUUACCAAGCCACUUCCCACACGGCGAUUUAAAUUACUAUGCAACAAACUGAUCGUAGCUCCCCCUCCAUCAGUUUGA
This is a messenger RNA of Dendrobium catenatum, 1158 nucleotides long. RefSeq lists its product as uncharacterized. The record is from RefSeq and is a predicted model, not a curated record. Bases 1 to 1158 code for a protein of 385 amino acids. NCBI's taxonomy places the organism in Eukaryota, Viridiplantae, Streptophyta, Magnoliopsida, Asparagales, Orchidaceae. The transcript has a single exon.